Molecule: messenger RNA, 2185 nt
Organism: Saccostrea cuccullata (small rock oyster)
Lineage: Eukaryota; Metazoa; Mollusca; Bivalvia; Ostreida; Ostreidae
Product: tripartite motif-containing protein 3-like
Exons: 1
Coding region: 19-1677 (552 amino acids)
Biological process (GO): proteasome-mediated ubiquitin-dependent protein catabolic process; negative regulation of translation; protein polyubiquitination
Molecular function (GO): ubiquitin protein ligase activity; protein binding; zinc ion binding
Source: RefSeq, a predicted model, not a curated record
CAAAUUUUAGAUUUGGACAUGGAUCCCAGCAGAAGUGCCCAGGAUGUGAUCAGAUGUGACCUUUGUGAGACAGCUAUAGUACAAAUGUACUGUGAUUUCUGUCAUGUCAACCUUUGUAAACCCUGUAUUGGAGAACACAUUGCUGAUGACUACAACAAACAUCAAAUUGUCCAAAUUCAGCAAAGGAAAUCCACCUUAAUUUAUCCACAGUGCAAAACACAUGAAACAAAAAGGAGUGAAUUUCAGUGUGAAGAAUGCAACACGUCUGUGUGCUCUUUAUGCAUUAUAACUGAUACACAUAAAGAACAUACCAUUACAACUCUUUUGGAUAUUUUUAAUUCAAAGAGAGAAGUAAUUAGAAAAGAUACUGAAGAGUUAGAGCAAAUACUUUCUCCAACCUAUGAAGAGAUUGCCACUGAUAUAGAAGCUCAGCUUGCCAAUCUGGAUGGAGAAUAUGCAAAACUUUCAACAGCUGUAACAAAACAUGGAGAAGAAUGGCACGAAGAAAUCGACAACAUUGUCAACAAACUGACAACAGAAAUUGAGGAUGUAAAAAAUAAACAUCGAAGCAUUCUGAAGAAACAUUUAGAUGAAAUUAAACAGAUUAUAUAUCAAAUUGAGCAAACUUUGCUUCAGUUAAAUAGAAUAGAUGAAUCAAAUGAAGUGUCCAUGACUAUGGAAUACAGUUCUAAAAUUGAAGAAUUAAGCAAACUUCCACCUAAAGUGAAGAUAUCACUGCCUGUGUUCAGUCCAAAGGCUAAAGAUACAGAACAUCUUUAUACAUUGUUUGGAUCUUUAACAGAAUUAACUACCAAAACAGAAGAAAAUGGCUACAAACUGAAGAAACCAGAGACACCAACCAUAGAACUGCUUGAAGAACCAGAACUUAUAACUACUAUAAAUACUGGGUAUGGAAACCUAUGUAGUGUUGCCUGUCUUAGUGAAGAAGAAAUUUGGACAAGUGGAUUUGUCAAUGAUAUGAAAUGCUUCAACAUUCAAAGCUCACUCAUAAAGACAAUCAAAACAAAAUCAGGGGUCUGGCCAGGUGACAUAGCAGUGACAGGUGAUGGGGAUCUAGUGUAUUCUGAUUGGAAAACAAAGAUUGUGAAUAAAGUGAAGAAUGAACAGACAGAGGAGGUGAUCAGACUACAGGACUGGAGACCUAGUAAUCUCUGUGUCACUUCCUCUGGUGAUCUCCUGGUUAACAUGCACAGUGAUGAUAAAACAAAAUCCAAGGUUGUCCGUUACUCAGGCUCCACAGAGAAACAAACAAUCCAGUUUGAUGAGGAGGGUAAACCUCUGUAUUCAGGAAAUGCCAAAAUUAAGUACAUCAGUGAGAACAGAAACCUGGAUAUCUGUGUGGCUGACUUCAGAGCUGGUGCUGUAGUGGUGGUCAAUCAGGCUGGAAAACUCCGAUUUAGAUACACUGGUCAUCCUUCUGCCACAAAGAACAAACCAUUUGAACCCUGUGGCAUCACAACAGACAGCCAGAGUCAGAUCCUGACAGCAGACUAUCAUAACCACUGUAUCCACAUCCUAGACCAGGACGGACAGUUCAUCCGUUAUAUAGAUAACUGUGAUCUGAAGGGUCCAUUUGGUUUAUGUGUAGACAAAAGUGACACCUUGUUUGUUGCCGAGUGGAGUGGGAAGCUUAAGAAAAUUAAAUAUCUUAGAUAGACAUGUAUUUAAGGAAUCACUGUCUAGUUAGGCCAAAAAUAAAAAUAGUCUUGUUUCCUGCUACCCGACCUACCCUAUUUUUUUGCACCCUACCCUAAAGUUUUUUAGUUUUUGAGGGAAAAUCGAAAAUUUCAUGAUCCAAAAGUGAAAAAAAUAUACAUUCAAGUGGUAUUUCAUGAAAUACAUAUGUUUUAAAUAUGGACUUGCAAGAAACACUACUUAUUAAUAUUUUAAAUGAUAAUAUUGACCAAUGACAUGUUUAAUUUGGUUUUGUAAUAGUUCAUAUCCAACAAAUACCAUUGUAAAAAAUAAAAUAAUUUUCCAACCAACCUACCCUAUUUUUUUCAGGCUGGUAGUAGGAAACUAAGACUAUUAUUUUUUUUGGCCUUAGUAUAGUAUGCCAGGGCAUCAACGAUACUGGGAAACAUGGGAUAAUUUGCAUAACGGGCGAAGCUAAAAUUAUCCCAUGUUUCCCACUAUUGUUGAUGUUACUGGCGUAGUCUCCUAA